AUGGCCUCCAAUAUUUUCUCUCGGCUUAACUCGACUACGGGCCGAGCCCGGCGCUCGUUUUAUGAAAGCCUCCGAUCUGGCGAUGACGGUGGCCAGAACGAGGCCGAAACAGAAGGCCAUGACGUUGAAGAGCGUGCGGAGCUAGCGCUUGAUGAAGAGAACUUGAACGAGCAGUUUCAGGACUACGACCUAGAACACGCCGACGGCCUCGGGGCCGAUGCUAGCCGGGCAACAAUCGAGAGUGCCGCAGUCGGAACGAUUGCUGGUGGCGCAGCUACAUCAGCGGCAGCGGCGGCGGCAGCUUAUUCGGAGGCGGGUACAGGGAAAUGGUCUGCGGCGAAUAGAGGGCGGCGCGGCCACGGAAACACCUCGCACUCUCGCUGGGGUGACGAUGACGCAGACGACGACGACGUUCCCGAUUCUCUACUCGUCGAACCACAAGGUCCCGGCGCCGAUCCGUUCCCGCCAAUGCUUAAAGCAACGCCUCUACGAUUGCAUCCGUCCGACCGCCGUUCUCGUGGGCCAGGCAGACCCAUCCCAGGGCCUGCCACGAAGAAGAUUCGCGCGCAGUGGGAAGCCACAAAGAAACAUCAGCAACCAUAUGGAAACGACACAAACGGUGUUGGUGGCAGUUCGGGAGGAAUGUACGGCGAGCUGCCCGGUCCCGUGAGUGGGAGGAUGGCACAGGCUGCCGGCAGUCAACCAGGGAAUGCGUUGUUGUCGUAUUUCUUCUCGUCAGGUGGCCGCGGGCACCAAAAAAGCACAGCCUACGAUCGAGCCAUGUGGAGAUGGGUCAACGUUUCGAAUCUUGACAACUUUAUACGCGAUGUGUACGAUUAUUACCGCGACAGUGGUAUUCGUUGUAUUCUCCUUGCACGAUUGCUGCAUCUUGUUAAUGUUGCUUUUGUGGCUGUUUUCCUUACGUUUUUGACGCAGUGCGUGGACUAUUCAAAGAUUCGUGGCAGCACACGGAUGGACCAGAUUUUGAUACCGCAUUGCACGAAAAAUAUGUCCUGGAUUUGGAAUUUUGGUCUGUGGCUGUUCGCCUUCUAUUUCAUUUGGAAAACAGUGCAGUUUUUUAUCUUUGAUGUCCGGCGAUUGUUAAACCUACGCGACUUCUUUGAGCACCUGCUUCAAAUCCCCGAGCACGACAUGCAGACUGUGUCAUGGCAAGACGUUGUGGUCAAAGUCAUGGCGCUGCGAGACCAAAACCCAAAGACAGCGACGAAUAUGACGCGAUUGCAGCGCGAAUGGAUCGGUAGCCAGUCCAAGGAGCGCCUCGACGCUCACGACAUCGCGAACCGGCUGAUGCGGCGAGAGAACUACCUAAUUGCCCUCUUCAACAAAGAUAUCCUCGACCUGUCCGUUCCACUCCCGUUUCUGCGAAACAAGCAAUUUUUGACACGAACGCUCGAGUGGACGUUGUGGUUUGGAGUUCUCGACUUCGUAUUCGACGAGCGGGGCCAGGUCAACCAAGAGUUCCUCAAGUCCAAUCGCCGCAGCCAGCUAAGCACCAUGCUAAAGUCCCGAUUUCUCUUUGCCGGCUUCAUGAACCUUCUUUUAGCACCAUUCGUCGCUUGCUACCUGGUUGUCGUUUACUUUCUGACUUACUAUAAUGAAUAUCAAAAGAACCCUUCGGCACUCGGUGCACGAGCGUAUACACCGCUGGCGGAAUGGAAAUUCCGCGAGUUCAACGAACUCGAACAUCUUUUCGAGGAAAGGCUAAACAUGUCGUAUCCUUUUGCGACACGGUAUCUAGACCAGUUCCCCAAGAGAAAGACAGAACAAGUGGCCAAGACUGUGGCCUUUAUUGCAGGAGCCGUUAUGACCGUUCUGGCCAUUGCCUCGCUGGUUGACCCGGAGUUGUUUCUGGGGUUCGAGAUCACGCACGAUCGCACUGUCCUCUUUUAUGUGGGUAUUUUUGCCACGGUAUGGGCAACUGCCCGUGGUAUGAUUACCGAAGACAAUAGCGUGUUCGACCCUGAAUAUGCGCUGCGCAACGUUAUCGAAUAUACACACUAUGAACCUGACCACUGGAAGGGGCGGCUGCACAGUUUCGAUGUGAAGGUCGAAUUCUCCGAAUUAUACCAGAUCAAGAUCAAGAUUUUCUUUGAGGAGAUCCUGAGUAUCUUCUUUACACCACUUAUUCUGUUCACCAGUCUUCCUCGAUCCAGCGACCAGAUCAUUGACUUUUUCCGCGAGUUUACAAUUCAUGUCGAUGGACUAGGCUACGUCUGCUCGUUUGCUGUGUUUGAUUUUAACAAGGGCAUGGGGGCUAGCAACCCCAAACGCCAGGAGCAGCAAUCGCUGCAGCCGGACCCUCUGGGUACAGGAGGCGGUGAUGUCCGAGAUGAUUACUACUCCACUAAACACGGCAAGAUGGCAGCUUCGUACUACGGGUUCUUGGACAACUACGUGAUCAAUCCGAAAACGGGUAUCCCAGGUCAUCACCCUCCUGGAGGAGGGCGCCAUUAUCACACUCAAUUUUACCCACCCCCCGCUUUCCCUGGUCUGAACUCGCCAACACUUGCAGCCGAUAUGCAAAAUUCCCGUAUCCGACACAGGGGCUCGGGAACCACGGGAGCCGGUGGUGCCUUGCCUAGCGCUACGCAUGCGUCACUCACACGCACGCCUCGCUUUGGCCCCUCAUCUAUGGCCCAGCCGUCCCCGAUGGCAUCCAUAUUGUUGGAUCCGCACCACCAGCCAUCGACGAUUCCGUAUGCAAAUCGCAGCAUGCAUCGGCCGAGAAUACCUGGCGGUGGUGUUGGCCGUUACAGCGCAGGUGGAACCGGCGAGAGCUACAUUGUGGAGGAGCCGGCAAUGGAAGACAGCCGCGUAGCGCCAGGCAGCGUGAUCGGUGGCGGUGGUGGUGCGGGCCACCGGGACGGCGCAUUCCGCGACAAUGAGCCAUUCCAGCCACCUCCACAAGCACAAUCCAGCAGCGGAGAACUUCAAAGCGGACCCGGAAUGCUGGAUGAGUCGACUUGGCAAACAUCGCCACCUACCGGGCUCUCGCGGGAGAACAGCGGGGUAGACGAUGACGCCGACGUGGGCGUUUUGGGUCUCAUGUAUCAGUUCCAACAAGCACAUCAGAACCAUCGGAUCCGAUAA
Sporothrix schenckii 1099-18 is the source of this 3111-nucleotide messenger RNA. Its product is annotated as autophagy protein Apg9. Gene Ontology annotation, cellular component: phagophore assembly site; autophagosome. Lineage: Eukaryota; Fungi; Ascomycota; Sordariomycetes; Ophiostomatales; Ophiostomataceae. The record is from RefSeq and is a predicted model, not a curated record. The transcript is spliced from 3 exons. The coding region runs from base 1 to 3111 and encodes 1036 amino acids. Gene Ontology annotation, biological process: protein localization to phagophore assembly site; autophagy of mitochondrion.